AUGGCUAGAGGUGACCCCAGGAAACCAAAGGGCAAGAUAUCUGCUUAUGCCUUCUUUGUGCAGACGUGCAGAGAAGAACGCAAGAAGAAAAGCCCAGAGGUCCCUGUCAAUUUAGCAGAAUUUUCCAAGAAAUGCUCUGAAAGGUGGAACACAAUGUCCGGGAAAGAGAAAUCCAAAUUUGAUGAAAUGGCAAAGGUGGAUAAAGUGCGCUAUGAUCGGGAAAUGAAGGAUUAUGGACCAGCUAAGGGAGGCAAGAAAAAGAAGGAUCCUAAUGCCCCCAAAAGGCCACCAUCUGGCUUCUUCCUGUUCUGCUCAGAAUUCUGCCCCAAGAUCAGAUCCACAAACCCUGGCAUCUCUAUUGGAGACAUGGCAAAAAAGCUGGGUCAAAUGUGGAAUAACCUAAAUGACAGCAAAAAGCAGCCUUACAUCACUAAGGCGGCAAAGCUGAAGGAGAAGUAUGAGAAAGAUGUUGCCCACUAUAAGUCGAAAGGAAAGUUUGAUGGUGCAAAGGGUCCCCCUAAAGUUGCCCGGAAAAAAGUGGAAGAGGAAGAUGAAGAAGACAGGGGGAGGGGGAGGGGGAGGGAAACUAUUUGGACUCAAGCAGCUCUGGAGUCUCCAGAGGGUGCUCAAGAAGGAAACUAUAGCCUUUGGGCUCCUCAGUGCCUCUCUGUUCCAGACGCAAAGCCGGCGCCCUGGGCGUCCCUGCUCCGGCCGCUAGAGGGCGGUGCGCUGCUCGCUCCCCUCCCUCCGCCUCCCGCGUCGCCUCCGCGCCCCUGGCCGCCCAGGGAAGGGGGCAGAGACGCCUUGUGGGCAGAUACACCCACGUCCGGAAGAGCUGAGGGAGGAAGACACUUGAAAAGAAGCAGGUACCGUGAAGGGCACAGGGCGCUCGCCCGGGCUUCCUGCUUCCUGGUCGCUCGCGGUCGCCUCCCCUCGAGCAGCCCCCGCACCCAGUACUCCGUCGCGCCGGAGCCCCUCGCAGCCUCACCCUUUCGCACACUGCGCGCCUUCCCGGUGUCGGCGGACUGGCUUCCCUCCGGCCUCCGCCAGGCCUCCGCCCGGCGAGGUGACCCGCCCCAGGGUCCCCGGCGCGAGGACGAGGCGGGCCGUGCACCCGAGCUGCUUCCGCAGAGCCGUCUGCGGGGGGCCCGGGCGGGGACCACGGAGCCCCGUGCACCAGCGCCCCCGGCGCCACCGCGGGACACGGAGGAAACAGGAACAGCUGGUUUUGUGGGCAGGCCCCGGGCUGGAACUAGAGCCAGGGUGCUGACGGCGGGGGACAGGGAAGGCGAUCACAACGAAGACCCAGAGGAAACAAAAGGCAAGCCAAUGUGAGACCUUUGCCACCUUCCCGUUCCAGGACGGUGGACACUGUCUUCUCACAAGAGGUUUGAAAGCUGUGAUGUCCUGUCUUCCUCCCCUCUCACGGAAUGAAAAGUCAUUUUUGCCAGAAUAUUAUACCUGCAAACUCUCAAGGGAGGAGGCUGCAGCCCACCCCUCAGAGAUUUUUGCCUACAGAAAGCUUUUUUUUUUCAUCCUAGAGACAGACUUUUAUAGCCUCUCCAACUCCCCUUGAAUUUUUAAGAGAGAGAAAGAAAAGCCCAAAAGGGAAAGAUAAUGGUCAUGUAUGCCUUGGAAAGAUAAAUGCGUGUUUUAGUUUUGUUUUUAAAUGAGUUUUCCUUUUCUGAAGAAUUUCUUUCAAAAAAUUAGUGGGAAUUGAGGUGAGGUAUUAUGUGUUUUAUAUUUUUAUAUCCACUUUUUAGUACAUUUUAAUAUAAUGUCUUGAGUCCCGUUUGAGUUUAUGACCCAGGUCAAGCUGCCCCGUUUCAGGUUCCACAUUGGUAAAAAUUAAAUUGUAGCAUCCACUCAUGUCACAAACAUGUAAGUUGGGGAGGUAACCUGCUAUCAGGCCAUAUUUACAGAAUAGCUAAGACUUCUCAAAGUUUGUCAAUAUCUAAGUGUCUUUUGGAUACUUCCCGAUACUACCUGUGAGAAUCUAUUCAUUUUUUCUUUUAAUUAGUUCUUUAUUUUACUGAAAAAAAAAAUAACUUGAAUGAAGAGAGCCAAAGUAUAUGCUGAUGUGAGUAUGAGUCAGGGAACCUGCUCUUUUUCCUGAAGAAUUAUUUCACUUAAGAAGACAUUCAGAUAAUUUGACUAUUUGCUGACAUUUUGAAUGUGCCAUAGAUUCUUAUGAAUUGGAUCCUUGAAGACUUACGCUUCAGGAUGGCAUGCUGGGCGCACAAGUUCACUUCCCCCUUGCAAAGUCACAUGACAUUUACAGUAAAGAAAUAAGGCAGAAAUAAAGUCAUGACACUACUAUGACCAGAAGGAAGGCCAUCUGGGAGAAAUAUACUUUUGUGAAGUUCUUGGCAAGAAGAAUGAGGACAGGACCAUAGUGCUGGAUAAACCAGAGCAAAGGAAGCUGAGGCCCAGAAUGUGCUUGGAAGAAGGCUGCAGCACAGGUGGGAGCCAUUCUUUAUGUCAAAGUCCUAGGAUACCCUAAACUUGUAGAUAGCAAGAAACCAGAGCAGAAGCAGGAUGCAGAGCAGUAAUCAGUGUAAUUAAUAAAAGGAGUAUUUAUGAAAUACCUAGUGCAGGUAGCCCCUCCCAUCUCAUUCCUAUCCCCUUGCAUCAAAGCAAUUAGAGGCUAGAAAAUUUACACUGGAGAACUGCUUUCUUCCUGCUCUGCACCCACAUGCCCUAAAGGAAAGCAAGUUCCCCUGGCAGCGUUCACAGUCAGACUCUCCAGCCCUGAGUCAGUAGAGAAGCUUCUAAGAGUACACAACAGCAGGGAAAACCCAUGACACUGAUCUAUAGGAUUGAGCACUAACCACUUGAAGAAAUCCACUGUCAAGAUGAGAGAUUUGAGAAUGGGCCCAAGAGAACUUUGUGAGUUGAUGAAACUAUUCUCUAUCUUGAGUGUGACUGUAGUAAUGUGCCUGUAUGCAUUUAUCAAAACUCAUCAAACUGAACACCUUAAGCAGAUGAAUUUUACUCUCUAUAAAUUAUGCCUCAAUAAACCUGAGCUUCAAAAAAGAAGCACAAGCCAUGAAAGGAAAGAAAGCUGAAGUUGUGACAUCUGACUUGGUUUGCAGCAGUGCUAGGGAGUUUGUCCGCUUUUCUAACAGCACAGAAGAGUGACAAACAGAAAGACUGGCUCCAUCUUAACAAAGGCAUUGAGCUAACCUGACUGACUCAGAAACAAGAGAAAGAAAGUCCCAGUGUAAACCAAGUACACAACAGGCACCAGGCGUUCUGAAGUUCUUUACUUAAUUCACAACACAGUGGAUAUGUCUGCCUAAGGAGUUGCCUCUUGUCUCUCUAACUAGGACAUUUGGGAGUGUCUUACAUCAGCCUAGCAUACCUCAAUGGGUGCUCAAUAAAUGUAAACUAAAUGUCAUGCAAAACAAAAAACAAAAGAGGCUUUUUUUUGGACACAGGGUGUCAUUCUGUUGCUUUGGCUGGAGUGCAGUGGC
Molecule: messenger RNA, 3476 nt
Organism: Cebus imitator (Panamanian white-faced capuchin)
Lineage: Eukaryota; Metazoa; Chordata; Mammalia; Primates; Cebidae
Product: transcription factor SOX-30-like
Exons: 4
Coding region: 1-1335 (444 amino acids)
Biological process (GO): regulation of transcription by RNA polymerase II
Molecular function (GO): DNA binding, bending
Source: RefSeq, a predicted model, not a curated record